AUGUCGCAAGCCUGCGAGUACGGCGUCCUCGACUGCGCUGCCGCGGCCGCCGAUCCGUUCACCUGCUCACCCUACAACGGCGUCUACGCUGAUCAGGAAGGCAACCGCGGCCUGCUCAUUGUCGCCGCGGUGACUGCCGCUUUCAUGUGCUUCACGAUUGGGGCGAAUGACAGUGCGAACGCCUGGGGGGCGACGGUGGGCUCUGGCGCGAUCCCGCUCGGCCUCGCCGUCACGCUGGGAGGCUUUGGCGAGUGGCUGGGCGCGACGCUGCUCGGCUAUGGUGUCAGCGACACCAUCAAGAAGGGCGUCGCCUCCACCACCGACCCGGCCUGCUGGGCAUGCGGCUACUGCCACUCCGGGAUGGCUGUCUACGCCGUCGGCAUGCUCUGCGCACUCCUCGCAGCGGCCAUCUUCCUCCUACUCGCCACCCUUGCUGCGAUGCCCGUCUCCACCACCCACGCCAUCGUGGCGGGCGUCGUGGGCAUGACGAUGGUCGGCUCGGCCGACAUGGACGGCAUCGGGUGCCUGAAUUGGGCGUGGAAGGGAGGCCUCACCUCAAUCAUAGCUAGCUGGGUCAUCUCGCCCGUCCUCUCCGGCUGCAUCGCCGUCUUCAUCUACACCACGACCAAGUACGCCUCGCUCGACACGCGGCGGCCUGGCUCCAACGCCCUCCUUCUCUCGCCCUUCCUCUACUCGAUCGCGGCGUGGAUCAUGACGUUCCUCAUCAUGAUCAAGUCCAAGCCGACCAAGCACCUCGAGCGGUCCCAGCAAGCCCUCACCGCGUGCGUUGUCGCCGGGGCGACCCACAUGUACACGUCGCUCCUCGUCCCGCGCGUGCGUGAGGCGAUGCCGACGGUCCGCGCGCUGCGCGACGAGCAGGAGCAGAGCCACAAGGCGGUCAAGGAGCUGUCGGCGCGGCUCGUACGGCUCGAGGCGUCGUACAAGGACCUCGAGGAGAGGUACCUCUCGAGCAAGACCUACGGCGCCGGGCUCUUUGGCUCUACGGCGGCGGCGGCCCCCACGAACGGCAAAACUCUGGCGCGAGCGUGGACGGCCAUGACACGCGGGAGCAUGGACGGCAGCGUCCACAGCCUCGGCUCGAUCGGCUCCCGCUCGUCUUUGGUCGACUCGAUCGCCGCAAAGCACUCGAGCCCGGGCGGCAAUGGGCUGCAAACGACCGAAAUCAUUCCGGAGGAGAUGGAGGCCUGCUGCGAAGAGGUCGGCGAGUCGCACGAGGACGCAGUACACGUCUUCCGAUACAUCGUCGUCUUCGUCGCAUUCCUCGAGUCGUUCGCACACGGCGCCAACGACACGGCCAACUCGACCUCGGCCUUCUCCGCCAUCUACACUGCUUUCUCGUCCGACAUGGCCGAGUGCGAGUCGACGGGAACGCCGUGGUGGAUCAUGUCCAUCGCUGGCGCGUUUGUGGCUCUCGGCGUGAUGACCCUCGGGUACCGUGUGAUCAAGACGCUCGGCACCGACAUCGCCGAGAUCAACUACCACAUGGCCUUUUGCGUCGAGUCCGCCUCGACGUGCACCGUCGUCAUCGCAACGUGC
Molecule: messenger RNA, 1557 nt
Organism: Emiliania huxleyi CCMP1516
Lineage: Eukaryota; Haptophyta; Isochrysidales; Noelaerhabdaceae
Gene: PTA10
Product: putative inorganic phosphate transporter
Exons: 11
Biological process (GO): phosphate ion transmembrane transport
Cellular component (GO): membrane
Molecular function (GO): phosphate transmembrane transporter activity
Source: RefSeq, a predicted model, not a curated record